Messenger RNA from Penicillium daleae, 1257 nucleotides. RefSeq lists its product as uncharacterized. The transcript has 2 exons. The coding region runs from base 1 to 1257 and encodes 418 amino acids. The record is from RefSeq and is a predicted model, not a curated record. Lineage: Eukaryota; Fungi; Ascomycota; Eurotiomycetes; Eurotiales; Aspergillaceae.
AUGCAAACCGUCCGGCAUCUGAGCAAAACCAUGACGAUAACCAAUUUGGAACAAGUCCAUGCACCUAUAUUCUUUCAGAAAAGGAAAAAAAUCCCUGCGGUUUGGAUGAGAGCAGGAACUUCAAAGGGUCUUUUCCUUCAUCAGAAAGAUCUUCCUGAUUCCUCCCAGUCUUGGGAGUCCAUUGUUCUCUCGGCCAUGGGUUCGGCACAGGCAAACUCGCGACAGGUCAAUGGGGUCGGUGGUGCGACGUCAACAACAUCUAAAGUAGCUAUUGUUGCGAGAUCAAAGCGACCGAAUAUUGACAUUGAUUAUACAUUCAUACAAGUCGCUCCAGAUCAACCAAGGAUUGACAUGACUGGCAACUGCGGUAACAUUGCAUCCGGAGUUGGGCCAUUCAGUCUCGACGAGGGUAUUGUGAAAGCUCGUCCGGGCCAAUCCGAGAUCGAUAUUCGGAUCUUCAACACCAAUACUGAACAGAUCAUUAUCGAGACCGUUCAGGUAGCUCCAGACGGAACCUCUCGGGAGGAUGGAGAAUAUCAGCUUGCCGGUGUGACUGGUACCGCAAGUCCAAUCAAACUAGCUUUUGUCGAGCCACAAGGUAGCAUGACUGGAAGCAUGUUUCCAAGUGGUAUGAAACAACAGUUUCUGAGUGUGGAUUCUCAAACUCGCGGGACGUUCUCAGUACGCGUAAGCCUGGUUGACGCCGCAAAUCCAUUCGUUCUUGUUGAUGCAUCUUCGCUGCCCUUUUCGAGUGACUCCUUACACAUGAAGAAUAACGACAGCAACUUCCUUUGUGUUGUUGAGGAAAUUCGACGUGCAGGCGCAGUCCAAUUCGGACUCGCCAAGGACACGGCCGCGGCCGGUCUUAUCCGUGGAACACCCAAGAUCGCAUUCUUGUCAGAAACCACUUCAGAUCUUAAACAGGCGGACAUUGACGUGCUUUCAUUUUCCAUGGGCAAGAUGCAUCCAAGUCUCCAACUGACUGGCGCAGUAUGUAUCGCAGCUGCGAUGGCCACUCCUGGUACAGUCGCAUGGGAAUUGGCGGGAGGGAAGAGACUUGAAAAGGUCCCGAAACAUGGCAUGUUGGUUGCAAAUCAGGAGAUUGCACCGCCUUUGCCAGUUGGUAUUCGGCAUCCUUCUGGUAUCAUCCAUACGGAGACCAUGUUGAAAAUGGAUCAAGAAGGAGACGUACGGGUGGAAAGGGUUGCCGUAUUACGAACUGCCCGUCGGCUCUUUGAGGGAAAUGUCUUCUAUUGA